CACACAACACACAUCAGGAACAGGACAAAGUGAAGCCGUGCUUUGAAUUGAAACUGCAACACAAUAGUAUAUGGCCGUUGGGGAACAUCUGUAGUUUGUAGCGAAGUUGUGUAUUAGUAUUUGAGUGUACUACGAAAUGGCAAACGAGAACUUUUAUGAUAUCUUAAACAUAAGUAAAGAUGCAAGUCCUGAUGAAAUUAAGAAAGCAUACAGGGAAAAGGCAAAGCAAUUUCAUCCCGACAAGAACAAGGCUCCAGAAGCUGCUGAGAGAUUUAAAAUGAUAAGCAAGGCUCAUGAAGUACUUAGUAAUCCGGCAGAGAGACGUAAAUAUGAUGAUGCGAAGAGAAACGGUUUUGACUAUGACAAUGAUAACUCAUCAUGGUCGAGACCGAAUAUGGCCGAUGCUAAGGAAUGGUUUGAAACUAUAUUCAACGAAUUUCGUGGUAAGUCUCGACUUCUGACUUUACUGUAGCAGUUUUAAUUCACUUAAAAUGAAGGUUUGAUGUGGUUAGUUGACACAACUGCCUUACAGUUCAUACGUGAGCCGAAUUUAUAUCCAGCCUUUCAACAGACCGCCACGCUGUUUUGUCAUUACCACAUCAAUCCUUCAAAAUGCUGACAUUUGUAUUAAAUUCUAGAGUUAUAGAUGAAUACUUUGAAAACUUCGCCAUCAUUCACUACAAAUUGUAUACAUUUUACAACUUCAUAAUGUGCUCUCUAUGUUUUUCAUUGGUUAAUUAAUAAAGUAACAAAUUCGUUUGGAACACAUUAUGUUACAUAACACCGCUAUUAUAUAAGACUUUUUUGCCUAGAAUCUUAGCCAUAUUGAUAAAAUUCUAGUGAAAAUUUGUUCUAAGUUACUAAGAAGAUGAUGCUUAGUAGCACAUGAGCUUCCUUUCCUGCCAAAUUUCUUGAGAUUGUGCCACAAUUCUGUUACCAACAUGAGGAAAUGGUAUAUGGCAGUAUUCUGGAACAACUGGAUAGCGUUACCAUGCUUUAUAAACAAGUUGGGGGUUACUGUUUGCCCUAUAAGAUAAUACCUUUGAGUAUUCUAAGUGUUGAUUGGAAGAUGUGCCUGACAGGGGUCAAAUGGUUAUCAAAAUGUGUUUGUCACAUUUCUGUUCUAUGCUUCUAGCUAAGUCUUUGAGAUAUGUUUUUGAGCUGAUUCCAGCCAGUUGUUUUUGAAGCCGAUUCAUUUUAGCAUCCUGGUGAUGGCUUAGAUUGCUUUUCUAUAAUUAGCUGAUUAUUAAUUUAUCUUCCCAGCAUGAACAUAUGGAGUUAGAAGGGGGUAUUUCAUUCCAGAAUGAGCUGUGAUGUUUAUGAAUUUGUUCACUAAACUAUUUUGUGUGUGUAAGCAAUUUUGUGUGAAAUUUCAAUGUGUACUAUUUGUGACAUUUUUGAAACAAUGAUGUAAUUGGUGGUAUGAUAAUUGAGCCUGAAAAGGAAGUUUUACUAUUUCUUAAAACAGUCCUCUCUUUCAAACCUUUGGAAUUGAAUUUCGAAUUCUCUUACAUACUUUAAAAGUGUUCCUUUUUACAACCUUGAGCAGUUGGGUUAAACACUUUUGCGGUCAUCCAUGUACUAGCAUUCUUUGAUUAUCAAGAAGGGUUGGUUCAUAAGGGUUUUCAGUUAUAUAAUUAUAAUUAUAUAAACCAGUACACUGUUCACAUGACCUAUAACAUAAGUGUGAACUUCCUGAGAAAUUCGAAGAUUCAAGUUUUUAGCAAAUUCUAAGCUAUAAUAUUCUCUUGUUUAAUUGAGGUUUUGGUUGGUGAUUGUUUCAGAUUGUGAUGUUUGAUAUAAAAUGCACUGAUUUUCAAUGUUUGGUGCAUGUCAUUUGGACAAUUGUGUUAAGUUUCAGUUCUUCUAGAUAUACUGAAGGCAGCCACUGUAAAAUGAGUUCAUGCUUGACUGUACACACCUGUUAAAAUGAUAAACAGAUAUUGUCAUGUAGCUUCUAGAACAUUCUUGUAUCAUCUGCAUUUCAAAAGACAGGAAGAUUAAACUAAAAAUAAUUUUUGCAUACACUAGCUAUUUUAAUUAAAUUGUAUAUCAAACGAUGCAAAAUAUAUAAGUUGUGAUUACUUAGGCCGUUUUUUUUAUGAGAUAGGCACUCAUAUCUAACAAUUGGUUCAUUAAUUAUGUAGAAUUGAAAUGCAGUGUUUUAACAAAACCUUCUGUAGUGUAGAACGAAGUAGCGCAUCUACUAAGUUAAGAACGAAAUAGGGCUUAGCAAAGCAGUGGAACAUGCAAGCAUAAUAUCUCAAGCAUCAAUAAUAACUUCACCUUCUGCUCCUAAUAUUCAUUCCCUAUUUGAAAUUUCUAGUAUGUAUUAAAGACAGGUUAUUUCCAGUCAGUAAAAAAGGUUUAAUAUGCUUUGUCUCAGCUCUUACCAAACAGUUGAUUUAUAUAAGAAAGCGUAGUAAAGAGCAAAUUUUCGGCAGAAUAUACAUACUGUAUAGAAAAUCAUGGUAGUAUCCAGUUGUUUCCAGAAUAGAUCUGUCCCAGGCGAUUUCAUUCUGUUUGAAGCCAAUUGGCAAAUCUGGAUCCAAAAUCAUUGUAAAUUAUAACAAAAUGUUGUGUUCAGCUUUUCUAUAAAAUGUAGAGUAUGUUACACUUAGCUAUAUAGUACGUAAACUUGAAAUAUAUAUACUAAAUAUUCAUUCCUUCUCUCUUGCAGACGACUCGCCGUUCUCACACGAAGCUUUUACAACGAAUAUGAGAAGUAAUGAAACGAACAAUUUUAGUGCGCACGAACGCAGCAAGCAACAGAACACGACGCGUAACAGAGAGUUUGGUAGAAGCAGUUUUUCAUGUGGACAAAAACGUAAACCAGACUUUGGGCCGGAUUGGUCGAGUCGUUUUGAAAACGACCAUUCUUCACCCAGCGCAAAAAAACGUCCAAGACCUGAAACCUGUUCAAAUUCAUCAAGUAACUGUAGCUCCUCCUUACCAAAAGACGCUGCGAUUGAAAGACACCUCGAAGUUUCACUAGAAGAAAUCGCUUCAGGUUGUACGAGGAAAUUAAAAAUCAAACGAACAAUAAACGACGAACGAGGCUGUUGCACACAAGAAGAGAAACUUUUAGAAAUUCCCAUUAAAGCUGGCUGGAAAGCUGGCACAAAACUGACUUAUCCGAAACAUGGUGACAAAUACCCAGGCAGAGAACCAGCUGAUAUAAUUUUUAUCUUAAAAGACAAACCACAUUCUUUAUUUACCAGAGACAGUAACAACAACCUUUUACAUACUGCGAAUGUUUCAUUGAAAAAAGCCUUACUUGGUGUGUCAUAUUGUAUACAAGGACUAAACGGUCGAAGACAUGAUGUGAACGUUAGAGACAUAGUACAUCCAGGGUAUGUGAAACGGUACCAAGGCGAAGGACUACCUCUACCCAAGACGCCCAGCAAACGUGGCGACCUUAUAGUGACUUUUAACAUAGAAUUUCCAACCUUCCUAUCAUGGGAUCAGAGAAGGGUACUGUCAGAUUGUUUGCCAAACUAGAAUACUAGUAAUGUUGUAUAUAGAUGUUUUUAAAUCGGAAAUUAUUUAUUACAAAAAAACCCAAAAAAUCUUCAAAUAAAAAUCUCAAAAAUUUACACUUGUGACAGAGUUGUGUUGUUCCUGUGGCCUUUUUACCCAAAAGUGA
Molecule: messenger RNA, 3646 nt
Organism: Paramuricea clavata
Lineage: Eukaryota; Metazoa; Cnidaria; Anthozoa; Malacalcyonacea; Plexauridae
Source: the annotation of a GenBank genome assembly